Molecule: messenger RNA, 2664 nt
Organism: Drosophila innubila
Lineage: Eukaryota; Metazoa; Arthropoda; Insecta; Diptera; Drosophilidae
Gene: shd
Product: ecdysone 20-monooxygenase
Exons: 7
Coding region: 122-1738 (538 amino acids)
Molecular function (GO): oxidoreductase activity, acting on paired donors, with incorporation or reduction of molecular oxygen; monooxygenase activity; iron ion binding
Source: RefSeq, a predicted model, not a curated record
GGUUUGGGUUUGGUUUUGGGGCCUGUUCAUGACUCUAAUUAAAGGCCUAAAAUUGUUCGAGUGCUAAAAAGAUUUGCAUAAAAACUUUGAAAAGCUUUUAAAACGCGAUAAAUCACGUCCAAUGGUAAUGGCCGUGAUACUGUUGCUCGCCCUGGCACUUCUACUCGGUUGCUAUUGCGCGAUUCAUAGGCAAAAGAUCAGUGCAAUAUAUCUGAAGCCUUUGCUGAAGAAUACUCCGCUAGAGGAUUACUACUAUGCCACGCCAAUUGAGGAGAGGAAGCGUCGCAGCAUCUGGGAUAUUCCGGGUCCACAGAGGAUACCCUUUCUGGGCACCAAAUGGAUAUUCCUCAUCUUCUUUCGGCGCUAUAAAAUGACAAAGCUGCAUGAGGUCUACGCAGAUCUUAAUCAACAGUAUGGUGAUAUUGUUUUGGAGGUAAUGCCCUCCAAUAUACCCAUUGUGCAUCUAUAUAAGCGCGAGGAUCUCGAGAAGGUCCUGAAAUAUCCCAGCAAAUAUCCGUUUCGACCUCCCACAGAAAUCAUUGUGAUGUAUCGCCAAUCUCGACCAGAUCGUUAUGCCAGCGUUGGGAUUGUCAAUGAACAGGGACCGAUGUGGCAACGUCUUCGCUCCUCCCUCACCUCCAGCAUCACCUCGCCCCGAAUCCUGCAGAAUUUCCUGCCCGCCCUCAAUGCCGUCUGUGACGAUUUCGUAGAGCUUCUUCGGGCCAGACGGGAUCCUCACACUCAGGUGGUGCCAAACUUCGAAGAGCUGGCCAACCUGAUGGGUCUGGAGGCCGUUUGCACCUUGAUGCUCGGACGGCGGAUGGGAUUCCUGGCUGCCAAUGCCAAGCAGCCGGAGAAGAUCAGUCAACUGGCGGCGGCCGUCAAGCAAUUGUUCAUCUCUCAGCGGGAUUCGUAUUAUGGCCUGGGAUUGUGGAAAUACUUUCCCACCAAGACGUAUCGGGACUUUGCCCGCGCCGAGGACUUGAUCUAUGAUGUCAUCUCUGAGAUCAUUGACAACGAGCUGGAGGAGCAUCGAAAGUCGGCGGCCUGCGAUGAUGAUGAUGCUGGCGGGCUACGCAGCGUAUUCCUUAACAUUCUGGAGCUCAAGGACUUGGACAUACGCGACAAGAAGUCUGCCAUUAUAGACUUUAUAGCCGCGGGUAUUGAGACGCUAGCCAAUACGCUGCUCUUUGUGCUCAGCUCCGUGACGGGAGAUCCUUCGGCUAUGCCUCGCAUUCUCAGUGAGUUCCUUGAGUAUCGCGACACAAAUAUCCUGCAGGAUGCUCUGACCAAUGCUACCUACACAAAGGCCUGCAUUCAGGAAUCGUACAGACUGAGGCCCACGGCCUUCUGCCUGGCGCGAAUACUGGAAGAGGAUAUGGAACUCUCCGGUUAUUCACUGAAUGCGGGCACGGUUGUACUGUGCCAGAACAUGAUCGCCUGUCACAAGAAUAGCAACUUUCAAGAGGCCAAACAAUUUUGUCCCGAACGCUGGAUUGAUCCAGGAACGGGCAACUUUACAGUCAACGUGGACAGUGCCAACAUUGUGGUGCCUUUUGGGGUGGGACGACGCACCUGUCCUGGCAAGCGAUUUGUCGAAAUGGAGGUUGUGCUGCUUUUGGCCAAGCUUGUUUUGGCAUUUGAUGUCAGCUUCGUGGAGCCACUUCAAACGGAAUUUGAGUUUCUGCUGGCGCCUAAAACGCCUUUGAGUUUGGUUCUUCGAGAUCGCGAAUUCUAGAACGUUUGUGUAGAAUACAAAAAAGGUAAAGAAAACUAAACUGUAUAUACAAGAAGAUGGUAUAGACUUUAGAACUUAUGUACUACUUCUGUAAAGACGCUCGCAAAUUAAUACUGCCAAUUUUAAUGGGUAACCUCAAUUUUUGAUAACUACUAAUAAUAAAUUCACAAGCUUUAUUAGUCUACCACAAUGGAAAUGCUACCUUUGGCAUGCCGUAGAUAAGACAACCUUGCAGGUUGUCCUUUUAUAACUGCUUACUCUUUUUUAUAAUCGAGUUUCUGUAUUGAAAUGAUAACUCCUUUUCGUGGCAGCUUUUAUAUAAGAUUAUUCCAGUAAAAAAAUUGGUGGCGAAUUGUCGGAUAUUAAAAAAAACUAUUCUUCCAAUCAAAAAGGCAGAAAUAUCCUUUUGAUAUUAAAUAAACAUGUCAAAUUGAGAAAAAUUCCUAAAAAUUAUUUCAUCAUAUAUAUUUUUACUUACUAAAUACUGUCUGCAAGGAUAUUAAAAGUAGUUUAACUUUCACACAUUUGUCAGUUCAGCCGAAAAGUAUGCUUUAAAAACUUUAAGUCGUUUCAGAAUUGUUUGAUUUCAAUUUAUUUAAUAAUUUAACUGUUAAUUGUGAGCGUUUAUAUUGUACUUUAGUAAAGUAACAUAUAAUGGAGAGAAGAAGAACCCAGAAAUUAAAUUAAUUAAAAAACCAAACUGUAUAUAUGAAACAUAUUUAGUAUGUAGAAUCCAUAUGAUAAAUAAUGCAUUUAUUUGUUUAAAUGUCAGUUUCUUUAUGUUGUUGUAAUUAGUUAUUGUUAUUCUUAAGUAGCGGCAAUUAAUUGUGUGCGUGUAAACGGAAAGACUGUUUUUAAGUUUUGUUGUUUAAACGAUGUAAAUCUAAUCUAUAAUUUGUAUAAUGCAAACUAAUUCUUAAUUAAUU